Messenger RNA from Symbiodinium natans, 1818 nucleotides. Lineage: Eukaryota; Dinophyceae; Suessiales; Symbiodiniaceae. The record is from the annotation of a GenBank genome assembly.
AUGCUUGGCAUUUGGGUGGAUGAGAAUGAGUCAGCAGCUCUUGUGAUCAAGAUUGUUGGGACGAGCCAGUGCAAUGUGGAACGAAGACGCGUGCGCGAUGGAUCCUUGAUCGACUCAGGCCCUCUCCGCACCACGCCGAACAUCCAAGGUUGGAGAGUGUGGGACAGCAGCUCCUAUGGAGGCGAUGAGGAUGUCCCCGAACGUCUCCGACUCAGCGACAGAGACAAGAACUUACUUCAGACUCAGCUCCCGGAAGUGUGGGGGGAUUGGGAUGAUUCAAGCUGCUAUCGCAGGAGUUCUGACGAAGUUCUCCACUUCAAGCUGCUGCCAAAGAAAAAGCAGCCUACCGUUGAUGGAUCUCCAGUGCAGCAGGCGCUUCUGUCCGAGGACACGGCUCUUGUGGGGUCUGGCGAUGGGCAUGUCAGGCUGGUCACGAGUGAUUCGUCAGCCUGGAGCAAGCACGUACGGGAAUGGCUUCCCCUUCGGGUGGGAAUGGGGUUCGACUAUGGAGUGAAUGCGAUCGUCUUCUCCACUGAGGGCAGGUAUGCCUUCCUUGGGAUCUCUGGCGGCGAGUGUAAGGCGCGCCAGCUCGCAACUCAUGGCCAGGUGAUCUGCUUGGACAUCCAGACCUCGGAGAAAAUCUGGAGCUGGCCUGCCCAUGCGCUGCGCAACCGCAGCAUCGUGCAUGUUGAAGCGUUGGGUUUGGCCCCAGAUGGGGAUUGUUUUGCUGUCGCAUGCAACAGGGAGAGGUUCUUUGGAAUGGACGGUCAGGAGACCCCUCCUGGUAAUGAUUAUCUGGUCUACCUGGAAUCCUAUGCGAAUGGCUCUCUGGUAGAAGUAAGGUGGUCACAACCUCAUGACCGCAAGGUCGUUGCUUUGGCUCAUUCACCUCAUUCCGUUUACCUCGCUUUCUGUUUCGAGUCUGAGUCCUGGCUUAAUCGACAAGAUGUAACAUGCCUUGCCACAGAGUCUGGCGCCAUCAUUUGGCGUUGCCCGAUGCCCGGGCAGAAGCUGUCGCAGUUCUCCUGUGCAAGCAAGCUUCAGUUCACACCUGGUGGUCGAUUCCUGGUUUGUGCUGCCUGGGGUCAUUCCACUGAAGAGCAUGAUGACUUCCCAGGGUCCAUGGGCGCAGAAGCUGACGAUGAUGACAUGUGCACUGUCACCUGCAUCGGGAUCGAGUCCGGCUUGGUCGUUUGGCGGUCCAAGCCAAUUCCGGACUUUGUGGCUCGUUCGAUGCAGCUGUCGGUCUCAUCUACCGGGCACCAUGUGCUGAUUGCCUGUCGACUUGAUGGGCGGUGGUGGGAGAGAGAGGAUGGUAGCGGAAGAGACUUCUACAAGGGUGCCGUUGUGUGCCUGGACGCUCAGACCGGCAAUCUCCUGAAGAAGGCGUACCCUGGGCUGCCAGAUACCAUAGAGCUCCUCUCCGUGAAGCACUGCUCUGAAUCGCAGGUAGUAUUUGCAGUGGAUGCUUGGGCGAAUGAGGCAUCGGUCAAGGCAUAUCGCUUGCACAUGCGCGGGCCGCCCGAAAACUGGAGCGGUCAGAAGCACGGCUGGAUGUUGAGCAAAGCGCAGUGGCCAGCGGACAGCAGUCCGGAACUGCUUUGGACUCAUCUUACGCCUGAGGUCAAGCACAACUUGACCGGAUUUGCCUUCAAACCUUUAGUGCCAGCCAUGGACGACCUGCUGGAAAGCGAGUCUCCUCACGAACAUGCUGUGGACCCUGCAAAUGUUGCCUCAUCGUCGAGUGCGAUGCCAAGGCGCAGAAGUCACCGGCAGCGGCAACGGAAGAAGAAGUAUCUGGCCACCGUCCUCCUUUGA